Crotalus tigris (Tiger rattlesnake) is the source of this 1829-nucleotide messenger RNA. RefSeq names its product ubiquitin conjugating enzyme E2 Q1 (gene UBE2Q1). Bases 16 to 1176 code for a protein of 386 amino acids. The transcript is spliced from 13 exons. Lineage: Eukaryota; Metazoa; Chordata; Lepidosauria; Squamata; Viperidae. The record is from RefSeq and is a predicted model, not a curated record.
CCGCUCGAUGGGACGAUGCAGCGCGCGGGGCCGGGCGGGGCGGGGCCUGGCGCGGCGGCGGCGGCGGGGCCGGGGCGCGCGCUGCUGAGGCGGGAGCUGCGGCUGCUCGAGUCCAUCUUCCACCGCGGCCACGAGCGCUUCCGCAUCGCCCGCGCCUGCCCGGACGAGCUGGGCUGCGAGUUCCUGCCCGGGCCGGCCGGGGGCGGGCCGGUCCGUAUCCAUGGCAACAUCACGGAAGCCUACCCGGCGGUUCCCCCCAUCUGGUCGGUGGAAUCGGAGGACCCCAACCUGGCGGCGGUCUUGGAGAGGCUCGCCGACGUAAAGAAGGGCAACACAUUGCUCCUGCAGCACCUGAAACGCAUCAUUUCCGACCUCUGCAAACUCUACAACCUUCCUCAGCAUCCAGAUGUGGAGAUGCUGGAUCAGCCCUUACCUGCUGAACAGAACACGCAGGAAGACGUAUCCUCGGAAGAGGAAGACGAGGAGAUGCCCGAGGACACGGAAGAGCUGGACCAUUAUGAAAUGAAGGAGGAAGAGCCGGUGGAAGGGAAGAAAGCGGAGGAUGAUGGGAUCGGCAAGGAGAACUUGGCUAUUCUUGAGAAAAUCAAAAAGAAUCAGAGGCAAGAUUACUUAAAUGGAGCGGUGUCUGGGUCCGUGCAGGCCACCGACCGGCUAAUGAAGGAACUCAGGGAUAUAUACCGAUCAGCAAGUUUCAAAGGUGGAAACUAUGCAGUGGAACUCAUGAACGACAGCCUCUACGACUGGAACGUGAAACUGCUGAAGGUGGAUGAGGACAGCGCCCUGCAUAGCGACCUGCAGAUCCUGAAAGAGAAGGAAGGGGCCGAUUUCAUUCUGCUCAACUUCACCUUUAAGGAUAACUUCCCCUUCGACCCCCCCUUCGUAAGAGUGGUGUCACCCGUGCUCUCGGGAGGGUACGUCUUGGGGGGAGGAGCCAUCUGCAUGGAGCUUUUGACCAAGCAGGGCUGGAGCAGCGCUUACUCGGUGGAGUCGGUCAUCAUGCAGAUCAGCGCCACCCUAGUGAAGGGCAAAGCCAGAGUCCAGUUUGGGGCAAACAAAAAUCAGUACAGCUUGACGAGAGCUCAGCAGUCCUACAAAUCCCUAGUCCAGAUCCACGAGAAGAACGGCUGGUACACGCCCCCCAAGGAAGACGGCUAGCCGCGGCGCCGACGGAGCAGGACCCCCCCACCCCGGACCCCCCCACCCCUCGCUGGACACUGUGCUCGGACUGCCUCUGAGGACAGUUUUUCUCUCCCUGGACUCCUUCGCCAACUCUUUGAAAGAGCAUCUGCCACGGCCUCUCGGCUUGGGCUCCUUAUAAACAUUUGCGGUGAGCAGCCCAGGCCUCGCUUGGACCCUCGCUGGCAGGCGAUUGAUUCUCUCCCCCUCACUCUUAUUAAAUGGGGGGAAGGAAAAAAAGAAGGAAGGAAGAACGAAAGAAAGAAAAAACAACACCCCACACUCACCCACACGCAAACUCCUGAAUUUUUUUUUUUCCCCUCUUCCGGCUUCUCUGCUGCUGCUGCUGCUGCGGUUCUUUAAACGAAAAAACAAAAAAAAAUUGCCUCUUCCUUCCACGCUGGAUUUAAUUUAUUUUCUUAUUGUUUUUUUUUCACGUACACAGCUCCCCUCUUCUUCUUCUUUCCCUUUCCCCAGCCCUCCUAGCCUUUUAUUUCUUUUUAUUUUUAUUUUUUCCUUUUUUUUUUUUCCUCUCCCCCUUUUCGUUUCGUUUUGGUUACAGUGUAUGAUGGAUGUCUAUGGGGAAAAAAAAUAUGUAUCUUUGGAAAAACAAUUACAUUUGUUAAUUUCAA